CUCUCUCUCUCCUGUCCCUCCCUCCCUCCCUCUCUCUCUCUCUCUCUCUCUCUCUCUCUCUGUUAGGGUUUCAGAGUCGCCGCUUCUUCUCCAAUCUCUCUCCCCCCCCUCCGUCGGAUCGGUUAUUGACAAGCUUUCCAUCUCCGAGUUCACUCAUCAGCUCGGGACAGCAUGGCGAUGGAAAUCACACAGAUCCUCUUAAAUGCGCAAGCAGUGGAUGGAGCUGUGCGGAAGAAUGCCGAAGAAAAUCUAAAACAAUUUCAGGAGCAAAACCUCCCAAGUUUCUUGUUUUCACUAGCAGGGGAACUGGCUAAUGAAGAGAAGCCUGCUGAGAGCCGUAAGCUGGCUGGUUUGAUUCUCAAGAAUGCUUUGGAUGCUAAAGAACAGCACAGGAAGUAUGAAUUGGUGCAACGAUGGUUGGCUUUGGAUGUUUCAGUGAAGGCCCAAAUUAAGUCCUGCUUGAUUAAGACGCUGUCAUCUCCCUCUGGCGAUGCUCGCUCUACUGCAUCUCAAGUUAUAGCUAAAGUUGCCGGUAUAGAGCUGCCUCAGAAGCAGUGGCCGGAGUUGAUAGGAACUCUGUUAUCAAAUAUUCAUCAGUUACCCCCCCAUACCAAGCAAGCCACGCUUGAAACUCUCGGAUAUAUCUGUGAAGAGGUGUCCCCAGAUGCUGUUGAGCAGGAUCAUGUAAAUAAGAUACUUACAGCUGUUGUUCAGGGUAUGAACUCAUCCGAGGCCAACAAUGAUGUCAGGCUUGCCGCUACACGAGCUCUAUACAAUGCCUUGGGGUUCGCUCAGGCAAAUUUUUCCAAUGACAUGGAACGUGAUUACAUUAUGAGAGUUGUCUGUGAGGCCACACUCUCGCCUGAAGUUAAGAUUCGGCAGGCUGCUUUUGAGUGUUUGGUUGCUAUAUCUUCGACGUACUAUGAGAAAUUGGCUCCUUACAUUCACGACAUCUUCAACAUCACUGCGAAGGCUGUUAAGGAAGAUGAAGAGCCUGUUGCUCUUCAGGCAAUUGAGUUCUGGAGCUCUAUCUGUGAUGAGGAGAUUGACAUUUUAGAUGAGUAUGGGGGUGAUUUCAGUGCUGAUUCAGAUAUUCCUUGCUUUUAUUUUAUCAAACAGGCCCUCCCAGUCCUUGUUCCGAUGUUGCUGGAGACGCUUCUUAAGCAGGAGGAGGAUCAGGAUCAAGACGAAGGUGCUUGGAAUAUUGCAAUGGCUGGAGGUACGUGCUUGGGCCUGGUUGCACGAACAGUCGGAGAUGAUAUUGUGCCACUUGUUAUGCCAUUUAUUGAGGGGAACAUAACAAAACCAGAUUGGAGACAACGAGAAGCGGCAACCUAUGCUUUUGGUUCCAUCUUAGAAGGCCCGUCUCCUGAAAAGCUUGUACCUAUUGUUAACGUUGCUCUUAACUUCAUGCUCAGUGCUCUGAUGAAGGAUCCGAGUAACCAUGUUAAGGACACAACUGCCUGGACACUGGGAAGAAUGUUCGAAUUCCUUCAUGGUUCAACUCUAGAUACUCCAAUAAUCACUCCAGCAAAUUGUCAGGAGAUUAUCACUGUUCUCCUGCAGAGCAUGAAAGACGUUCCUAAUGUUGCAGAGAAGGCCUGUGGGGCUUUAUAUUUCCUCGCUCAAGGUUAUGAAGAUAUGGGGCCAUCAGUCUCCCCACUGACUCCAUACUUUCAGGAUAUUCUACAGGCCCUCUAUGGAGUGACCCGUCGAGAAGACGCUGGAGAGUCUCGCCUUCGAACAGCAGCCUAUGAGACUCUGAAUGAAGUUGUGAGGUGCUCUACUGAUGAGACCGCUCCUAUGGUGAUGCAGCUGGUUCCUCUCAUCAUGAUGGAGCUUCACCAAACUCUUGAAACACAGAAGCUUACGGCCGAUGAGAGGGAGAAGCAGAACGAGUUGCAAGGCCUUCUCUGUGGUUGUUUACAGGUCAUCAUACAGAAAUUGGGUUCAUCUGAGGCCACAAAGUAUGUCUUUUUGCAAUGUGCUGAUCAGAUGAUGGGCCUUUUCUUGAGAGUUUUCAGCAGCAAAAGUGCCACUGCUCAUGAAGAAGCUAUGCUUGCCAUUGGAGCCCUUGCCUAUGCAGCAGGCUCCAAUUUCGAGAAGUACAUGUCGGAAUUUUACAGAUACCUUGAGAUGGGGUUGCAGAACUUUGAGGACUAUCAGGUCUGUGCUAUCACAGUCGGUGUCGUGGGAGACUUAUGCAGGGCUUUGGAGGAUAAGAUCUCUCCUUACUGUGAUGGAAUCAUGACCCAACUUCUUAAAGAUUUGUCGAGCAAUCAGUUGCACCGAUCUGUAAAGCCGCCCAUAUUCUCCUGCUUUGGAGACAUUGCCCUGGCUAUUGGAGAGAACUUUGAGAAGUACUUGAUAUAUGCGAUGCCCAUGCUUCAGAGUGCAGCAGAGUUAUCAGCCCACACAUCAGGUGCUGAUGAUGACAUGACGGAGUACACCAAUUCUUUGAGGAAUGGAAUACUCGAGGCAUACUCGGGGAUCUUUCAAGGGUUCAAAGGCUCUCCAAAGACCCAGUUAUUGAUGCCUUAUGCACCUCACAUUCUUCAGUUUUUGGAUAGUUUAUACAUGGAGAAGGACAUGGAUGAUGUGGUUAUGAAGACGGCAAUUGGGGUCCUUGGAGAUCUGGCGGACACCCUGGGUAAUAGUGCAGCUCCCUUGAUUCAGAAUUCGGUAUCAAGCAAAGACUUCCUAAACGAAUGUUUGUCAUCGGAUGAUAGCAUGAUCAAGGAAUCCGCUGAAUGGGCGAAGAUGGCAAUCAGUCGGGCUAUUUCUUUUUGAGAGGGGUCCGCUGGCUUCAUCUUCUUCGUACAUUCUCUCGAGUCCUUUGCAUGCAUUCGGGUGUGUCAAGUUGGGGUCGGACAUUUGCAUAUCAUCUCAUGGGUCGUCUGGGUCAUCACCAUUUUUGGGCGCAGAAAAAAAGCAUCGUCGGGAUUUUGCCAUCAGGAUCACGGGUCUCAUCCUCAUCAUCAUCAGCAGCGUGGAGUCUUCAUCUAUGUCUUCUUUCAUUCUAGUUUUAUAAUGUCACUGUUUCUUCUUUAGCCAUGAAGAGGAAUUGGGUGGUGAUGGCCCAUGCAUCUAUUUAUCUGCUGACUUGGCAGAUAAGUAUAUGAUGAAACUAUAUAAGAUACUGCGGAACCUAAAACCAAGUUAUAGGUGUGGGAGGAAUGAUAUCUAAGAGGAGACCCCAUCAGACAGCUUUCAAUGCUUUAUACAGUGGUGGCAGUUUCUUGAAUCCAGGGUGGACUCGGUGCUGAAGAUUAGUUCUUCUGGAGUCGGGGGAUCUAUAGGAGCAUUUAUGAGGCUGCACAUUUUCUUUUCUUUUCUAUGAUUUUUCAUCAUCCCGGUCGCCUUCGUCGUUUUGAUUUGCUCGUCUCCCUCACCAGAAUUUGGUGUCCAAAGGUAUUUGCAUUAUUCAAAUUCGUCAUAGAGAGUUUGGGUCUUUCCUUUGAAGCCUCUCUUUGUACUCAUUUUGUAUACACUUGCUCAGAACGUGGUGUUUGUUGUGAGAACCACAGAAAGGUCCAGGGCAUUCAUAGCAUGCAUUUAUUCAUGUCAAAUCCAGUUUCAUGUUCAUUAUUACAUAAUUCUUUUCUUGGAAGAAAGUCGAUGUUCUGAUGUAUGCUUUCCCGGUUUCUUUUACACAGCUCUCUUAAUUAUCAUGCUAAAAUCUGUUGAUGUCUUCUCCAAUCCUUGGGUAUGGGUUUCACUCAUUUUGGGGUAUUAGAGUGUGUUUAUUCGGAUUGUGCAUGUUUAGGUCUGUGUGCAGCAUUCAUGUUAGAUCCAGUUCCUUGUUUCCUGAGAAUAUCGAACACGCAAGAGAUGGUUACCUGUGUUUGUGCAUCCUGUCCAUUGGUACUGUUCAGUCCUGGAACCAGGAUGUCGGGAAGUUGAAGGCUACGGGUUUUGUAUAAUUGUUGUUGGGCGUUGUUUUGAAGUCUGGUGAAAGAUUUGGUGAUUUAUUUGCUGGUUCUAAUAAGGUCCAGUCUAGUAUGUUGCCGGAAAUGAGAUUAUUGAAGAAAUUUGUGUAAGUCGAGGGGUGAAUUUUCCAGUCGUCACUGUACAGAAUAAGAUUGUUCAUACAGUUUUUGAAUUGGAAAAACAGGAAAUGAAUUGAUGUAUAUUGAACUUGAA
Messenger RNA from Punica granatum (pomegranate), 4143 nucleotides. NCBI's taxonomy places the organism in Eukaryota, Viridiplantae, Streptophyta, Magnoliopsida, Myrtales, Lythraceae. The record is from RefSeq and is a predicted model, not a curated record.